GAUGGCAUUACAUGAGAGUAGUCUGAGAAAAGAGACUAAAGGUCAUCUGGUGAUGUCACGCUAGUUUCAUGUCUUCAGAAAAGUUCACGGAACAAAGAUGGCGACUGGUCGGUGUCCUCCUUCAUCAGACGAGCAGUUCACUCGUGGCCGUUUCUCCGGYAAGGUUGCCAUCGUUACCGGWGGUGCUUCGGGUAUCGGUGAARCUACAGUCAGGAGAUUCCUUAACGAUGGAGCAGCWGUAGCAAUCUUUGAUAUCAACGACAAACUGGGUAAAGAGUUGGAGACAUCACUCAAGUCGUCAGGCCACGAGGUUGUGUUCUAUUCUGUAGAUGUGUCUGAUAGAGAUCAGUGUAUUCAGGCAGUGGACCGUGUGGCCAGCGAUCUUGGACGUGUGAAUUGUCUUUGUAACAAUGCGGCGUAUUUUGGCGCCAAAGGUGUUGACGCACGUAAAGAAGACUGGGACAAGACAAUGGCUGUCAAUGUUCAAGGAUACUCCAAUAUGGUCCAAGCAUGUCUGCCACACAUGAAAAAGAAUGGUUCUGGCCAUCGUGCUGUAGUUAAUGUUGCAAGUAUUUCCGCUUACGUAGCUCAACCUUUUCACUGGACGUACUCCUCAAGUAAAGGAGCAAUAGUUUCACUAACGAAGUGUAUGGCUUUGGACUUGGCUGUCGAUGGGAUACGCGUGAAUUCUGUCAGUCCUGCUUGGACUUAUACACCAGAGGUGAGACGCGCUGACAUCCUAGCCAACAAUACAGGCGCGUGGAGAGUGUGCGCGGUGGAGAUGGAGUUUGUGGUACAACAACUAACCAAGGACAUUAGCGAUUAG
Molecule: messenger RNA, 826 nt
Organism: Actinia tenebrosa (Australian red waratah sea anemone)
Lineage: Eukaryota; Metazoa; Cnidaria; Anthozoa; Actiniaria; Actiniidae
Molecular function (GO): oxidoreductase activity
Source: RefSeq, a predicted model, not a curated record